Molecule: messenger RNA, 7354 nt
Organism: Penaeus vannamei (Pacific white shrimp)
Lineage: Eukaryota; Metazoa; Arthropoda; Malacostraca; Decapoda; Penaeidae
Source: RefSeq, a predicted model, not a curated record
AAACACUUCUGGUGGCAGAAUUAGGAAGCUUAACCAUAACCAACAAGUUCCUCUGGGCAGGUUCAAAAGGAACCAUAAGUCAGGUACAACGGCAGAGCCUGGAAGAAAAAUUUAUGUCUUCUUAUCCAAGUGGUGCCCCUGGACGCUCAAGGUCUCAUGAUUCAAGAUCCCGGUCCCACAGUAGACACCGAGAUCCAAACUUGUCCUACCUCAGUGACUCAGAUAUGGAGGGUGACCUGAGACAGCAGGCGCUCGCAGUAAGUGCCUCCCACAAGUGCCUACUUGAUGUCAUGUACAUAGACUUAGUAAACAUGGACCUCUACACGAGCACAAGAGCCACACGAUCCAAGUACAGUCAGCAAAAAGCACGUUCAAAAGAUGAGGCCAAAACAUUGAAGGGGAACGAGAAGGAGGUUGGAGGCAGAGUGACAGAAGACAGUGUCGAGUGGAUGUUUCGGGCUUACUCUGUUGUUCGACAAGGGAAGUCACUGCUUCAGGAGAAAUGUGCGAUCAAGCUUCAGGUUGAGAGGAACCUAGACACUGCCAUUAGUCAUGCAGUGCCGGAUAUGAGCAUUCAUGGCACAGUCAAAAAGGUCCAUGCCACUAUCCACACAGCAGAGUACAAGUUUAUCCGUGGAUUGCUUAUGUACAACUUUGGGGAGCCUUUACCUUCUCCUCCUCCUAUAUACCUCUAUCAAACACAGCCACGGCAGACCUGGCAUGACCUAGGGUCAGUGUGGACCUCCCUCACAAUCAUUCUCAACUUGGACAAUGUGACCCUUGAGUUGGAGAAUCUUGAAGAGGAGAACGUGCAAGAGACCAAGCCCCUUGCCUGUGUCAACUUCAUCAGCUCAAGGCUAACCUUUGAGAGCUUUUCGGACCAGACCAAAGAUGUUGAUCUAGUGUCGCAGGAAAUCCUAAUCAGUGACACAAGAUUUGAGGGCUUCCCAAUGAAUAAAAGAUCAAAUAUCUUCACAAACAUCUUGCAGCCCACACCUUUAAAAAGUGCAAAAAAUGACAGCCAGUUGCAGGCUGAGGUUCAUUAUAGAUCAACAAAAGAUGUUACAAGAUUUACCAUUCUUCUGAAUAACAUGAGGCUAAUGGGAAUCUUGGACUGGUGGAUGGAGGUGCUGGACUUUAUCUACAAAAUGCCAGAUGACCCAGUUCUUGCAGGUAGUGGUAUGUUAUCCAGCAGCCCAGGAGCCUCAGAACACCACAGUUAUGCGGCCACUCCUCUCAUGUUCUCCCCUAUUCAUACCCCUAUCCUUAGAUCACCUCAGGGGCAGUCCCCACAACCCCAGUCUCCACAGCCACAGUCCCCUCGCUCACAAUCCCCUUCCCUGGGGCUACAGAGGGAGUGGAGUCACAGGUCUGUCACACCAAGACUGAACCCCAUGGUGGAAUCAACAGGUGUUAUGACCAAGCAUGCUCUCAUUCAAGAACAGCACAAAGUACCCUUUGAACUGAAGCUGAACAUCACAGACUCCGAGCUUGUGGUAUUGGAGAACACAGCAGUAUGGGAUACAAGUGCAGUCAUAUUAAAGAGCACAGCAGUCAUCAGUUACCGACCACAACACCAAGAACGGCCUCUGUCAUGCAACUUGAACCAGUGUGAGUUGUACUCGUGUAUAUUAGGCCUGGAAGAUGACACUGCUCUUUCCAUUAUUGACCCUGUCACUAUCAACAUAGAAGUCAAUGACAGAUUAGGGCAGCAUCAGCCAGUGGACAUAUCCAAUGUGUCUAUGGCAGUGCAACAUACUGUUGAGGUGGUCAUGCACCAAUUAAAUAUUCGUCUGAGUUACCAUGACAUGAAAAUGUUCCAACAAAUCCUGGAGUCCAUACCAAAACAGCGUGAAGUUGCCAGGAAGCCUUCUGUAUCUAGAGAGAAAAAGCAGCCUGCAAAUUUUCAAGCACAAGUUGACAAGUUGUCAGCUUUGGGAUUCCGGCCUGCUGAUUGCACCCGUGCCCUGGAGGAAUGUAGUGGUAGGCUUGAUGAUGCUGCUCUUUGGCUAACACAUAAUGCCCAGCCAGUGCCUGCUCCCACAGUGACAGUCCAGGACCAAGGCAAGUCAGGCACCAUCAACUUCCAUGCUGUAGAAAUCAAGACGGGAAGUGUCAAUGUGUGUGUCAUUGAUGACUGCGGGGAUUGUGAUGUCCCCUUGCUUGAGAUUUCCCUCUCCCAUCUCGGUUUGAAACAGGAUUGGCAAGGAAAAGGAUCAGCAAGCUGCUCUCUCUCAGUUGACUAUUAUAAUAGAGCACUGUCAGGUUGGGAGCCUUUCUUAGAACCUUGGCGGUGUGGAGCAGAGUGGGACAAGACUCCAUCAAGAGAUCUCACUGGAGAACGGCUGUCCUUGAGUGUCAAGACAGAAGAUACUGUAAAUGUGAACAUAACUAAUACCUUGCUGGAAUUGUACCACAUGGUCAAGAACAACUGGACUUUAGAUUAUUACAACAGAGACAGGCUGGAGAUUGAAAAUAACAUUGUGUCCAAUGAAGAUGGAGGCAAAACCCUGGUGGUGAGUCCCCAGGGCUACAGAAGGCGUUCACCCUUUAUACCUUUUGCACUCAAGAAUGACACUGGAUGUAAUCUCUGUUUUGCAACCAUGACAACAACCCCUGACAGCAUGGCUGAUGUUGAGAACUUGGGACAGAACGUCAUGCCAGAGGUAGACUGGAUAAGUGUACCAGCUGGUAACACAGUCCCCUUCUCCUUUGAGGGUCGUGGAAAGCAGCGUCAUCGAGAUACCCAUGAGCUAAAGGUUCACCAGCUAUUGGUCCAGGUGGAUGGUUGGCAGGCGGUUGGUCCUGUCACAGUGGACAAAGUCGGGGUAUUCUUCAGGCUCGCUGUGUCACAGCCAGUGGGAGCCUCGACUCAUCUUUAUGAACUGCCAAGUGCAAGAGUUGUCGUAGCAGUCACUCUGGAUGGCUCAGCAAGGAAGCUGGUCACCAUCCGAUCUGCAUUGAUCCUCGCCAACCGACUUCACUAUCCUGUAGAUGUCAAGCUGGAAAAUGUUGCACUCAGAUUAGGGGAUGUUAAAAUCCUUCAAGUGGCUCCCAAGUCCAAAGUACCUGUCCCACUGGUGUAUGCUUGGGCUCGGAUUUUGGUGCGGCCAGUCACUGCUCCUGGGGGGGGUUGGCUGUAUUGCCAGGAGCCACUGCACUGGCUCACCCUCCUCAAGCCCCGGCAGGAGGCCACAGACCUAAGAGCUUGCCCUGCCAUCAACACGCACUUGCCACCUUUUAGGUUUUGUGUUCAUGUGAAGAGAGACAAUUUUCCUGUGGAUUCAUCUCCCCCUUCUCCACCCACAAACUCUCCACAUUUAACACCUCGACAUAAUGAGUGGGUUCAACCAGGUCACACAAUAGUGCUAGUGAGCCCCUUGACCUUGGUCAACCUACUCCCAUAUGACUUACACUACGAAGUCAAGGCAACAGGCAAUGUGGGUCGAGUCAAGCCGGGAGCGGAUGACUGCCUCCACUCUGUUGACCCAGCUCAGAGUAUCUCCCUUUCUAUAUGGACAGAUGCUCUUGAGCCUUGUGGAGAGAUAACACUAAAUCCAUCUACCUCCAUGUAUGUGCUGCCAUUCAAAUUGCAGGACUCACAGAAGCGUAUCCUAUACAUUCACUUAAAAGUGAAGCCGCAGUUUGGAGGAGCGCUGAAGGUUGUCGUAUAUGCAGGAUAUUGGCUCAUCAACAAGACAGGGUUACCCUUGGUCUUCAAACAGGAGGGUGUAUCAGCUGAUGCUGCAGGGCAGGACAUGGAACAUGAAGUAGCUCGUUGUGCAGCCCCACUGAUGUUCUCUUUCACUGAUCGUGAUGCCAACCCUAUGCUUGUUGCUCGGGUGGGACGCAACUUACAUCCUGAGUCGAGAGCACAGUUUUGCCAUAAGCUCCCUCUGACACAAGGGACAUGGGUUCGCCGUCUCAGAGUCAGUCCUUCAGAUGCCCGGCCAGACCAUGUCUACAUUGUCGGUGUUGAUGUGAGACCAGGACGUGGACGAUAUAGAGACACGUACAUGGUCACAUUCUCACCUCGCUUCCAGAUUGAGAAUAGGUCCUCCCAUGAGCUGAUUAUUGCACAGAAAUGCUUUACGACAUCCUUUACCGACCCUGGAGCCCAAUCUACCUGGUUACGAGCCAUCCCAUGUUGCUGGCUCCCCUUCCACUGGCCACGACCUGACAAGGACCAGCUAUUGUGCAUAUGUCUUCGAGAUGUCCAAGGGUGUCAUUGGUCUGGUGGAUUCUUUAUAGAGAAGAUUGACUCUUUCUACCUGAAUAUUCGAGAUGGCAACAGUCACUCGUAUUUCAUCCGUGUAGAAGUCAUCAUCAAUGAUGCCACCUACUUCAUUGUCUUCACCGAUGCAGAAUCCUUGCCUCCUCCCUUUCGAAUCGACAACUUCUCUGAAGUGCCAAUCACCUACUACCAGACUGGCACUCAGGAGGAGAGGUUAAGAACUAUAGUCAAGCCACGCUCAUGUGUCGCUUAUGCCUGGGAUGAUGUAAUGUUGCCACCUCACCUCACGUGCGUUGCCCCGGGGGGAACCUCUGCCACGUAUAACUUGAACAUUCUCUGCGAGGGUGCAAGGUUAACAUAUGAGAACUUCAUCUACAUUGCUUUCACAGGGACCUUUCGCAAGGCUUGUGGCAGCAGUAGUGCCGAUGGCAGUGAUGUGACCUUAGACCCCACUGAUGUUGAGUGCCAGCAGCUGGUCCUGGAUGUGCCGGAGGGAACGCGGGUUAAGUUGGCUCGCAAGGAGGUCUCACGCACACAGCUGUGGCGCAUGACCUCCACAGGAAUGCUGCAGCAUGAGGGGUCAUCCCCUCCCCAUGACCCAUCAAGCAAGAAGUCACGCAGCAACUCUAACAUUCUGGUCUUAGACAUAGCAGGUCCAGCUCCACAACCUACAGAAUACACACCUCUCAUGCUUCGAAAACCCGAUGAGAGGAGAUCCCUUACACAGACAUGGAGGUUUACUGAAGAUGGCAGACUUUGCUGUGUGCAUGUCAAUAUGUAUGUGCAAGCCAAGGAUGGGUUCCUUGGAUUGGCUCCAGGGUCAGGAUGUGGGGGGUCAUGGCAGCUGUGGAAUGAUGUAGUUUUGGGUCCACCUCAAUUGGUCCACUACGGAACAAUGGAGAAUGGAGUACCUUUGGAACAAGCCAUAUCCAGGCAGCGUUUGCGGCCAGGGUCAGGGGUGCUGGCUGUGAAGGUUGACACAGAUGGGCCAACAAGAGUCCUGCAGAUUACAGAUGUUCACAGCAAGAACGCUUCCAUGGUGGCCCGAACGGAGAGCGGAGACUGGGUGAGUGUGAGUGAGGAGGGAGGAACAACCACCAUCAAGAAAACCAGCGCUGGAACGCAGCAGGUCAAAGAGGGGUCCACUCUUCAGGAAGUACAGAUCCAGCUCAACAUUCGAGGGGGUCUUGGACUGUCAGUCAUCCAGCGCAGCCCGCCAGAGGAACUUAUCUAUGCCAAGUUUACUGAUAUUGUUUUUGAAUACCAGAGCUCCAUACAACAUCACUCUGUACACUGUAGUGUUAGAGAUAUUCAGGUGGACAAUCAACUGUUGAAUGCUCAGUGUCCUGUGGUGCUGUAUGUGACUCCACAGAGCAAGAUGGAUGAGACACGUCACCUGCCUGCUCUCUACCUCACUGCCCAUCAUCUAGUAUCAUCAUGUAGUAAUGCUUACAUCUUCAAGAACCUAAUGGUGACCUUAAAGAACCUCACCCUUACAAUAGAAGAAGCGUUACUCUUCAAAUUGUUCCUUAUGGCUGGCUAUGAUCAGUCAGACUCAGAAUUGGAGAAGGUUGAGGAACACCAGUAUGACAUGCGAAGAAUGCUAGCUGCGGCCACCUCAGUCAAUGCAACAAGAUACUAUUUUAGCAAUCUAGAACUUCAGCUUAACCAAGUUAGGCUAAGUGUCCUAACAUCGAAAAAACUAAGCCCUGAUCUCCAGAAUAUUAAACGUAAAAUGGGUCUUACCCUUGUCCGCUUCGAGCACGCAAGUGUUAACCUAGAACCCUUCAGGCGAUGCCAUCCCUUUGAGACCUCACGAUUCUUGUUUGACUGCAUCACCAAGCAUUACAAGGAGGAGCUGAAAUCCCAAGCCAUGAGCAUUUUAGGAUCAACAGACUUCUUAGGUAAUCCGUUUGGUUUCUUUGCUGACGUGAGCGAGGGCGUAAGUGAGCUGGUUCACGAAGGCUCUGUUGGUGGUCUUGUGUGGAACGUGACGCAUGGCAUGGCCAAUUCUACUGCCAAGGUGACGGGGUCAUUGUCUGAUGCUGUCGGGCGUGUGACAAUGGAUGACAAGCAUGAAGAGCACCGUCAGAGGCUACGCAACAAGCAGACAGCCAGUGGGGCAGAGCACAUUGCUGCAGGAAUACGAGGGCUCGGCCUUGGCUUGUAUGGUGGCCUCACUAGUAUUGUGUCCCAGACAUAUACUGGUGUCACCCAGGAGGGCAUCCCAGGAUUUUUCUCUGGCUUUGCCAAAGGCAUGGUCGGCACUGUGACAAAGCCGGCCAUUGGGUUCUUAGAUCUUGCCAGCAGCACAUCUCUGGCUGUUCGUGAUACCAGCAAGAAUCCCUUGCAAAAGAUGCCGAUACGCACUCGCAGACCAAGGUUGGUGAUUGGGUUGAAUGGGAUGAUGCCAAGGUACUCUGCCAACCAAGCUAUCGGACAGGAACUGCUGCUCUCUUUUGACAACACUCGUCAAGAAAUAUUCUUUGGAUAUGAAGUGCUUCGUGAAGGUGAAGAGGAUUUGCGAGUCCUGAUAUCCAGUGAACAAGUGCGGGUGUUUAGCCAGAGUGAGCCUAUGCUGCCUCCAACCUCUGUUCUUAAUGUUUGUUAUAGGGAUUUGUAUCAGUGCAAGCCAGUGGUUCUCCAAGUUGAAGGAUCUUCAGUGGACCACAAACAUUACAUUGAAUUAACUCUCAAGGCAGAGAAGACUGAAGGAAUAGCAAGAGCUUCAGAAUUGGCCUACAAACGGCCAAAGGUGCGCUGUGAUUCAAGAAACAUUGCUUGGAAGGUUGCUCAACAAAUCAACUAUGCAAGGAACUUACAUGAAGAGUUAAGACAGACCCUGCAUAGCCAGGAUGAAGAUAGUGUUGAAGAUUAGUACUCACCUGAAGAUAGACCAAUUCCAGUUUUGUUUUAAUCUAGUCUUUUUUAUUCUUAUUGUUAAUUAAUGGUUACUUUGGCAUUCAAUACAGUUUCUUGUUGUGGCAAUUGUUACUAAAUGUGCAUUUAAUGUGUUUCUCUGUUUGUACAAAGACAAUGUAGAAUAAUUUAUUUUUUGUGAAGGUAUACUGUUGAAUAACCAAAUGAUAUUAUUACCUGCAUAUAUCGAGUCAAAGCUAA